AUGGACUUUGAGAGAAAAGCAGAAGACACAAAGACCGCAGUUGUUGACACCGAGGUCGGAAUCGAGACUCAGUCCACCGAAACCGGGUCGUCUAUUUACCUUGAUCCAGAGAAAGAGGCUUCCGCUCGAAGGAAAUUCGACAAAUAUCUCGUACCUGCCUCCCUUAUAUUUAUCAUUCUUUCCGCCUUGGACCGAAACAAUAUCGGAAAUGCAGUGGUCUUCGGAUUUUCUAGAGACUUGGGCCUCGUGGGCAACCAAUUCAAUAACAUUCAAACUCUGUCCAGCUUUUGUAGUUUCGCGGGCGAGCUCCCUUGGACCCUAGCUGUUCGACGCUUUGGAGCUAGGAAGGCACUGGGCACUGCAUUUCUACUGUGGAGUAUCUGUACCCUCGGAACCGCCUUUAUCCACACAUAUGGUCAGGCCAUCGCCGUCCGUAUGAUUCUAUGUGCCUGUGAAAGUGGCUUGUCUCCUGGAUUUGCCUUUCUUUAUUCCACCAUUUACCCCCCAGAAGAGGCAGGGAAACGUAUCAUGACGACAAACCUCGCCCAGUGCAUUUCUGGCGCUUUUGGUGGUCUUUUUGCCUAUGCUAUUCAGACUAUGGGGACCAAAAGAGGCCUUGCCGCUUGGAGAUGGCUAUUCAUCGUCGAGUUCUGCGUUACCAUCUUCAUCGGUGGAAUCGGGUGGAUCUUUAUCCCAAAAUCAGCUGAAACGGCAUGGUAUCUGACCGAAGAAGAGAAAGAAACCAUGCGUCAGAAGAAGAAGAGAGACUACUUACUUCGGGGUGGAUCAAAAUUUGAGUGGAAGUGGGCUAAGGAAUCACUGAUGGAUCCCUUUGUCUAUCUCCUGGGCACGGCCUUCUUCACUUCAUCCGUCGCAAUCAACGGCUUCAAUGUUUUCCUGCCUUCUAUCAUCAAUGGCCUCGGAUAUACCUCCCUUCAGGCUAACUACCUCACCAUCCCAGUCUAUAUCUUUGGUGCCAUCUCUCUUGUGAUCCAGGUCUACUUCUCUGAUCAGCUCAAACGACGAAGCAUAUUUAUCAUCGGCUGCUGUGUUCCGGUUGCAGUCGGCUACUUGAUUUGUGUGGGAACAGCAAGUCCCGGUGCAGGAUACGCAGGAAUGUUUAUUCUCGUAGUUGGCCUCUAUCCAAUUUCCACGCUUGCUGUUACUUGGGCGACCAAUACCUUUGCCCCUGAUUCCAAGCGUGCGAUUGCGAUGCCCAUAGUAUUUACGAUGGCCGAUAUAUCUUCAAUGGUAUCAUCACAGCUAUACCCUAGCACACAAAAGCCUCGGUAUGUCCAGGGCAAUGCAGUCUCCGCUGGUUUAACGUGCAUUGCUGCGUUUCUUUAUACGGCAAGCUGGUUUAUGCUUAGGCGCAGAAACAUGAAGAAGGCGAAGCUUCUCGCUGAAGGUGCUACUACGAAUAACAUGGAAGGAGAUAGAAGCCUUGAUACUAUGUACAUGCUUUAA
This is a messenger RNA of Penicillium robsamsonii, 1467 nucleotides long. RefSeq names its product high-affinity nicotinic acid transporter-like protein. Gene Ontology annotation, cellular component: membrane. Bases 1 to 1467 code for a protein of 488 amino acids. The transcript has 4 exons. Gene Ontology annotation, molecular function: transmembrane transporter activity. Gene Ontology annotation, biological process: transmembrane transport. NCBI's taxonomy places the organism in Eukaryota, Fungi, Ascomycota, Eurotiomycetes, Eurotiales, Aspergillaceae. The record is from RefSeq and is a predicted model, not a curated record.